Molecule: messenger RNA, 1545 nt
Organism: Egretta garzetta (little egret)
Lineage: Eukaryota; Metazoa; Chordata; Aves; Pelecaniformes; Ardeidae
Gene: DDX43
Product: DEAD-box helicase 43
Exons: 14
Coding region: 1-1545 (514 amino acids)
Molecular function (GO): RNA binding; ATP binding; RNA helicase activity
Source: RefSeq, a predicted model, not a curated record
AUGUUGAUUGAUGAUGCUGUUAAAAGAUCUGGACAAAACUACAGUAGAGGUGGGACUGAGAAAGGAAGAACUUUGGACUUCAUCAAGCCUGAAAAUAACCCAAAGCAAGCGGUGAUUAACUGGGCCUCUCUUCGAGAAAACAAAGCUAAAUAUGAAGCUAUGAAGUGGGCAGACUUGCCUCCAAUUGAGAAAAACUUCUAUAAAGAAUCGUCCAGGACUGCAUCUAUGUCACAAGACGAAGUGGAACUGUGGCGGAAAGAAAAUAAUAAUAUAAUUUGUGAUGACUUAAAAGAAGGUGAAAAGCGCCGCAUUCCCAACCCUGUUUGUAAAUUUGAAGAUGUAUUUGAGCAUUAUCCUGAUAUUAUGGCUAAUAUAAGAAAAGUUGGUUUUCAAAAGCCUACACCAAUUCAGUCCCAGGCAUGGCCGAUCAUACUCCAAGGAAUUGAUCUUAUUGGUAUAGCACAGACUGGUACUGGGAAGACAUUAGCGUACUUAAUGCCUGGAUUCAUUCACUUGACUUCACAACCAGUAUCCAAAGAUCAGCGUGGGGGGCCAGGAAUGUUAGUCCUUGCUCCCACUCGAGAACUGGCACUUCAAGUGGAGGCAGAGUGUUUGAAGUACACAUACAAAGGAAUUAAAAGUAUUUGCAUAUAUGGUGGUGGGGACCGAAAAGGACAGAUAAACGUGGUUACGAAAGGUGUGGAUAUUGUUAUUGCUACUCCUGGCAGACUGAAUGAUCUUCAAAUGAACAACUUCAUAAAUCUGAAGAGCAUAACAUACCUGGUUUUAGAUGAGGCUGACAGAAUGCUGGAUAUGGGAUUUGAACCUCAGAUAAUGAAGAUCCUGAUAGAUGUGCGGCCUGACAGACAAACUGUUAUGACAAGUGCUACUUGGCCUGAUGGUGUUCGUCGCCUAGCAAAAUCUUAUUUGAAAAAUCCCAUGAUUGUAUAUGUUGGCACUCUUGACUUAGCAGCAGUAAAUACAGUAGAACAGAGAGUUAUUGUUAUCGCCGAGGAGGAAAAAAAAGCUUUCAUGCAAUACUUCAUUGACUCCAUGAAGCCAAAGGAUAAGGUCAUCAUUUUUGUGGGGAAAAAAAUUACAGCUGAUGACUUAGCAAGCGACUUUGGUCUCCAAGGAAUUCCAGUACAGUCACUUCAUGGUAACAGGGAACAGUGUGAUCGGGAACAGGCUUUAGAUGACUUCAAGAAAGGCAAAGUCAGAAUACUGGUAGCUACUGACUUAGCAUCCCGUGGCCUUGAUGUGCACGAUAUUACUCAUGUUUUUAAUUUUGACUUCCCUCGCAACAUUGAAGAAUAUGUUCAUAGAAUAGGUCGUACUGGAAGAGCAGGACGUACUGGGGAGGCAAUAACGCUUGUCACUAAGAAUGAUUGGAGGGUUGCAUCUGAGCUGAUUCAAAUUCUGGAAAGAGCAAAGCAAGUAGUUCCUAACGAGCUUAUUGCAAUGGCAGAAAGAUACAAACAAUUCCAAAUCAGAAAAGAAGUUGACAAGGAUAUACAAAGACCUCAGAGAAAGCCCUCAAAAUAA